AGCGUCCUGUUUUUAUUGUGACAUGCUUGACAGUAGUCUAACUACUACAGUUUCACGUAUUUUGCUACGUUGUUUUUUCCUUACUUUUCAGAUAUAGAGCCGCCUUAAGGCUUCAGUAGAUACUUUUGCUUCAGACUGUGGUUUUUGUCAGACGACACAGGUAACAUGGUAGACGUGUAUGCGGGUUUGUAGACGUCUUUCAAGAGAAGUUGUCGUCAGGCCUGUGCGGGUUAUUUCCAUCACGGCCACGGGCAAACAAGUUCCUGAACCGAAAUGUCACUCAAUGACUAUGAAAGACAUUUCGACUCGCUGAAUUCAGAUUUGGGCGGCGGUUCUGUGGUCAGUGAGCGAUCAGCGUCGAGCACGUUUAAUGGCGAAGAGGAGAAGCUGCAUUACAUUCCUAUCCGGAUCCUCGGGAGGGGGGCGUUUGGUGAAGCAACCCUGUACAGAAGAACAGAGGACAACUCUCUGGUAGUAUGGAAGGAAGUGGAACUGAACUCGCUCUCGGAGAAGGACCGGCGAGACGUUAUGAACGAAAUAAGCAUCCUGUCCAUUCUCGAGCACAACAACAUUAUAGCCUAUUUCAAUCACUUCAUGGAUAAAAACACCCUCUUCAUUGAGCUGGAGUAUUGCAAUGGAGGAAAUCUUUACGACAGAAUCAUCCAUCGGGAGGGGAAACUUUUUAGUGAAGAUGUUGUCAUUUGGUACCUGUACCAAAUUGCCUCAGCAGUGACCCAUAUUCACAAGGCUGGGAUCUUACACAGAGAUAUCAAAACUCUGAAUAUUUUCCUUACAAAGACUGACCUCAUCAAGCUGGGCGACUAUGGCCUUGCGAAGAAGCUAGACUCUGAAUUCUCAAUGGCGGAGACUUGUGUGGGAACUCCAUAUUACAUGUCACCUGAGUUGUGCCAGGGAUCGAAGUACAACUUCAAAUCAGACAUCUGGGCCAUGGGUUGUGUACUUUUUGAGGUCUUAACUCUCACAAGAACAUUUGAUGCAACGAACCCUCUGAACCUCUGUGUUAAAAUAGUCCAGGGCAACUGGACCAUGGACGUGAACUCAGAUGUUUAUUCUCCUGAAGUGAUCAACCUGGUGUAUGAGUGUCUCGAUCAAGAUCCUGCAAAGAGACCUACAGGGGAGCAGAUUCUGGACCAGCCAUUCAUCUCCUGCCACAGACAGGAGCAUGAAGAGAGAGUUGCCCUGCUGAAUUCAGCGAUGAAAAAACCAAAGCUGAGCACAGUGACUGACACCCCUGUUGCUGUGGUUACCACACGCUCAAGGGAGGUAUAUUUCUGGGGUGGUGGGAAGUUCACCCCCCAGAAACUGGAUGCGUUUAAAGGAGGCAGCAGUGCCCAACAUGUGUGUGCAGGGGAAAGUCACUUCGCAGUGGUGUCAGUGGAAAAAGAGCUGUAUACUUGGGCUAAUGUCCAAGGUGGAGCAAAGAUGGUGGGCCAGCUUGGGCAAGGAGACCAGGCCUCGUACCGACAGCCAAAGAAGGUGGAGAAGCUGCAGGGGAAGGCCAUCCGACAGGUGGCAUGUGGGGCUGACUUUACUGCUUGUGUCACCGAUGAGGACCAGAUGUACAUGUUCGGGUCGGACUAUUACGGCUGCAUUGGAGUGGAGAACGAGCUCGGCAGUGAGAUUUUGGAGCCCGUGCUUUUGGAGUUUUUUGAGGAGCGGCCUGUGCGUCACGUUUCAUGCGGAGACAACCACGUGGUGGUGCUGACUCAGUCUGGGGACAUCUACUCCUGGGGUUGUGGAGAGUAUGGGCGUCUGGGGCUGGAAUGUGAGGAUGACUUCUCUUCUCCAAUGCAGGUGGAAAUCCCUAAAGGCGCCACAAUCUCCUCUGUGUCGUGUGGCAGUGACGGAACCUUCUUUUUGACGGAAGCUGGCAAAGUGUUGGCGUGUGGAAACAACGAAUUCAAUAAGCUUGGACUGAACCAGGGAAUCUCUGGUCUCAAAAACCACCUUGGAGAGGCAUACCAGGGGAUUCCGUACAUCACCACACUGACCUUGGCAAAGCAGCUAUCACGGUUCAAGAUUCAGGCCAUAGCUCCAGGAAAAACUCAUACAGCUGCAAUUGAUGGACGAGGUCGUCUGAUCACGUUUGGUUGCAACAAGUAUGGACAGCUGGGUGUGAAGGACUUUAAGAAACACCAGGGUGUUCAAGUCCUUGUUGGACCCUUUGGGGGGAAGAUUGUGAACAAACUGUCUUGUGGAGACGGCUUCACCAUUGCAGCCACUGAAGACAAUCAGAUCUUUGCGUGGGGAAAUGCAGGAAAUGGGCGCCUUGGGAUGCCUGCUGAUAAGGGAUUUGGAUCAGAGGUGUGCCCUGCCAUGCCAAGGCCCAUCUUCGGUUCCCUCCACCAUGUGCCGGACUUGUCUUGCCGUGGCUGGCACACUAUUAUCAUAAUGGAGAAAGUGCUCAACUCCAAGACUAUUCGAUCAAACAGCAGUGGACUAUCAGUCGGUAGUGGACCGGACCAGGCGGCUUCAACAUCCACAGUGGAUCUGGACAUAGAACCUGGUUCAGAAACAGACUGUCAGGACAGGGGUCUUGGGGGGACAAUGGAAGAUAAUACAGAGGAGUGUUUCAUGGGGACUUUGUCUGGGGCAAAUCAGACUGGGGACAGCUCCUGCCCGCUCUGGCUUAGAAGGGAGCUUGAGGACGCAGAGUUCAUCCCCAUUCCACACGACUCAGAUCUGCCCUCUCCUGACCAGCUCCCUUCUUUCCCUGAUAGCGUCACUCUUCCUUAUGAGGAGCUGAAAGAGCUGAAAGCAGCAGCAGCAGCAGUCAGCUUUAACACUGGCCUAUCGACUAAACGAAUGAGCUGUGAUAAAGUCAAUGGACUGCAGGAGGCUGACUUCUACAAAAAAGAAGACUCUGGCGCUUGCUGUAAAGAAAGUAGUGAAGUCUUACAGCUGAGAGAAACAGUGGCUCAACAAAAGAUGAGGAUCCAGAUACUUGAGACGCAGGUUGACGAGCAAAAGAAGGAGAAUGAAAGGCUCUUGGCAGCAAUCAGUCGUUCAACGCUGCAAGAUGCAGGAUGUGACAAUAACAGGAACACUCACUCUGAUGGAAUGCCCCGUGAUGGAAGGGGAAAGGGAGGUGGGUUCACAUAUCAUGGAGGCCGAUCUGCUGGAGCCGGUGUGUGAGAUUUAAAUCAUGUCUACACCGUGGGUGAAUUGUAACAUUGAAACAUUUAGCACUUGUGGAAUAAAACAAGUUGGGUAGAUAGGAGAUGGAGGAUCAGUGUUGCUGCCUCAGUUCAGUCACAAUUGUUACAUUACAGUAUACGUGUUUAAAGAGCCACGAGUUGGAUGAUUACAAAUAGUUGCAUUAGGAAUAAUGUAAAUGACAUUGUAAACUCUUACAUGCACACCUGUUUGGAGGGAUCUAGCUAUGUUCACAGAUUCAAAUGUUGGCUGGAUUCAACAUCAAGGAUCGGACCUGCGAGAGACAAAUCAUUUACUGGUCAUAGUGUUACUGUGCAAUGUUAAAGUCAAAGUCUAGGUGGUACUAGUGUUGGCUUUAAGGGAUGUCAGCAUCGAGGUUUCAGCCAUCAGUGCCUCAGAUAAUAGUAUUUAUAGCAUAAAAGAUCAGAAGAGCUUUUCCUAUCAGGAAAACGUUUGCUGAUUUAUGCAAGAUUCUGUUUGUUGUCCUCAAUUAUUAAGAGAUGUGGAGCCGGCAUGAUGUCUUGAUUUAUUUGAACUCAUGUAGCACCAUCUUCCAUUGAGGAAACAUUCGAUUCUAGGUAUAAUUUUUUCUCCUUCUUAUUUCAUAAUAUUGAAAAGCUAAAGCGCCAAAGACAAAACAGCCUCUAAAACAUGUUUCUUUGUAUUUAUCAGACAUGUUAGUUAUAACGAACAUAUUCAUAUUAUCGUUCAAAUAUUGUGCAAGUUUGCUUUUUUUUUUUGUUGUUGUCAUAUACAAGUCUUUGAGUGAAACACAAAACUACUGAUUCAUUUUUAAACCAUGUUUAAGCUUGUGGUUACUUUUUCUUCCAGCUUUCUUUGACGUUUGAAUUCUUGUUCCUGCAGCACA
Labrus mixtus (cuckoo wrasse) is the source of this 4045-nucleotide messenger RNA. RefSeq names its product serine/threonine-protein kinase Nek9 (gene nek9). Gene Ontology annotation, biological process: protein phosphorylation. Bases 274 to 3156 code for a protein of 960 amino acids. The transcript has 23 exons. Gene Ontology annotation, molecular function: ATP binding; protein kinase binding; protein kinase activity. Lineage: Eukaryota; Metazoa; Chordata; Actinopteri; Labriformes; Labridae. Gene Ontology annotation, cellular component: centrosome. The record is from RefSeq and is a predicted model, not a curated record.